Cebus imitator (Panamanian white-faced capuchin) is the source of this 2615-nucleotide messenger RNA. It is a transcript of the gene DLST, whose product is annotated as dihydrolipoamide S-succinyltransferase. Lineage: Eukaryota; Metazoa; Chordata; Mammalia; Primates; Cebidae. Gene Ontology annotation, molecular function: dihydrolipoyllysine-residue succinyltransferase activity. The transcript is spliced from 15 exons. The coding region runs from base 59 to 1429 and encodes 456 amino acids. Gene Ontology annotation, cellular component: oxoglutarate dehydrogenase complex. The record is from RefSeq and is a predicted model, not a curated record. Gene Ontology annotation, biological process: tricarboxylic acid cycle.
UCCGGUUGUUGCCGGGCCCUAUAUCCGGUGUCCGCCCGCCCUCGGCUCCGCAGCCGCGAUGCUGUCCCGGUCCCGCUGUGUGUCCCGGGCAUUUAGCCGCUCGCUCUCCGCCUUCCAGAAGGGGAACUGCCCUCUAGGGAGACGUUCCCUGCCCGGGGUCUCCUUAUGCCAGGGACCAGGUUACCCUAACAGCAGGAAGGUUGUCAUUAACAACAGUAGUGUCUUCAGUGUUCGCUUCUUCAGAACUACAGCUGUGUGCAAGGAUGAUUUGGUUACAGUCAAAACCCCAGCAUUUGCAGAAUCUGUUACAGAGGGGGAUGUCAGGUGGGAGAAAGCUGUUGGAGACACAGUUGCGGAAGAUGAAGUGGUUUGUGAGAUUGAAACUGACAAGGUAGGCUUAUCNNUUCCAUCACCAGCAAAUGGCGUGAUUGAAGCUCUUUUGGUACCUGAUGGGGGAAAAGUCGAAGGAGGCACUCCGCUUUUCACACUCAGGAAAACUGGUGCUGCUCCUGCUAAGGCCAAACCAGCCGAAGCUCCUGCUGCUGCAGCCCCAAAAGCAGAGCCUACAGCAGCGGCAGUUCCUCCUCCCCCUGCAGUACCCAUACCCACUCAGAUGCCACCAGUGCCCUCGCCCUCACAACCUCUUUCUAGCAAACCUGUGUCUGCAGUAAAACCCACUGCUGCCCCUCCACUAGCUGAGCCAGGAGCUGGCAAAGGUGGUCUGCGUUCAGAACAUCGGGAGAAAAUGAACAGGAUGCGGCAGCGCAUUGCUCAGCGUCUGAAGGAGGCCCAGAAUACAUGUGCAAUGCUGACAACUUUUAAUGAGAUUGACAUGAGUAACAUCCAGGAGAUGAGGGCUCGGCACAAAGAGGCCUUUUUGAAGAAACAUAACCUCAAACUAGGCUUCAUGUCGGCAUUUGUGAAGGCCUCAGCCUUUGCCUUGCAGGAACAGCCUGUUGUAAAUGCAGUGAUUGACGAUACAACCAAAGAAGUGGUGUACAGGGAUUAUAUUGACAUCAGUGUUGCAGUGGCCACCCCACGGGGUCUGGUGGUUCCAGUCAUCAGGAAUGUGGAAGCUAUGAAUUAUGCAGAUAUUGAACGGACCAUCACUGAACUGGGAGAGAAGGCCCGAAAGAAUGAACUUGCCAUUGAAGAUAUGGAUGGUGGUACCUUCACCAUUAGCAAUGGAGGAGUUUUUGGCUCCCUCUUUGGAACACCCAUAAUCAACCCCCCUCAGUCUGCCAUCCUGGGCAUGCAUGCCAUCUUUGACAGGCCUGUGGCUAUAGGAGGCAAGGUGGAGGUGCGGCCCAUGAUGUACGUGGCACUGACCUAUGAUCACCGGCUGAUUGACGGCAGAGAGGCUGUGACUUUCCUCCGCAAAAUCAAGGCGGCUGUAGAGGAUCCCAGAGUCCUCCUCCUGGAUCUUUAGGAGGAAGCCACAUACCCAACAAAUCAUGCAGGAACUGAAAAACCAGUCUUACCCCUGCCCCCUCAUGGGUCCCAGGUUAGCCUGGUGACAGGCAGGCACAUGCUGUUGGCCUCAAGCAAGGAAGCAGAGCACUAUGUAACCAGCAGUCACAGGUCUUUUCUUGGUGUUCCUGCCAGGCUCUCUCCCUCUCUGCACCUGUCUCACACCCUUGACUAUCUUAAUUCCUUAGGCUUGAGAGAGAGAGAGCCUUAAUGGAUGCUCAUUAAUAUUCCUGCCUUUCUUCCAUCAGCCCUCUGCAAAGAUGAUUUUCCUUCUCCCUAGUGCCAGUAUACUAUAGAGAAACCCCUGGGGACCACAUGAUUAAGUUUCUGUCUUCAGAAAGUCUGUUCUACAGAGACGACUAGGAGGAUGCUGUGCCUCUCAAGCUCAGAGCAGCCUCUGUCCUGGCUGUGCACAUUCUCACUUGAUUCCACCUGUGUGGAGAGAUUGAACACAGGCAGAGGUGCUGCUUUGUUUCUUAAAUGGCACCUUCAUUCUCUGUUGUCAUUGACUUCAAGAUGCCUCUUCUACCUCUUCCAGGAAGCACAGGCCAGGGGAUCUCGGUGGGUGAGUGGGAGAAGAGGGCAGAGGUCCCCUGAGGUCACAUGUAAUCCUCAUGCAAGGAGAUCCCAGACCUGCCCUCACGCUCUCCAUCAUAGGCUCACACCAAGAUCUGUCUUGGCACAGUCUCUCACAGCUGGGGUUGUGGCAACCCUUUCUAAACCCUUUCCUGGUUGCUGGGCCUCAUUCCAGCACCUUGUUCUUAUUUAGAGCAGAUUCUACCACAUCAUGGCAGUGGGACCAAGCAUGGUCCCGAGGAAGGGCCAGAGCCUGGUAGAGACUAGGGAAGGGAGGUCUCCUUUAGACUGCCUCAAAUUGACUUGAGCUUUUCAAUUAAGUUGGUGUAAGCCCGUGAGCUGAGGAGGCAGUUCUUGUUCCUUCCUGCGUUAUAGCGGGGACUUGUCUCUUCCUCUGCAGGACACAGAUCUGGAGGACAAUGGACUAUGGUAGGAAGCCACCCUGAGGGUGUUAGUACAUUGUGGUGAAAUGGUUGAGGUCAUUUCUAAGGUGUGCUACCCUUGGAUCUGGGCACAGUCAUUGGAUUUCCUUGGAGUAUGGUUAAAUGCAAGUAUCUUGUGGAAGCUAA